Molecule: messenger RNA, 1684 nt
Organism: Cannabis sativa
Lineage: Eukaryota; Viridiplantae; Streptophyta; Magnoliopsida; Rosales; Cannabaceae
Product: UDP-glycosyltransferase 79B30
Exons: 1
Coding region: 69-1451 (460 amino acids)
Molecular function (GO): UDP-glycosyltransferase activity
Source: RefSeq, a predicted model, not a curated record
UUCAGGUACAGCCAUGCAAAGCAAAACCUCGACUAUACCGAAUACAUUAACAAGCUAGAGAGAGAAACAUGGCUGAAGAAAAGAAGCUUCACAUAGCGAUGUAUCCAUGGUUCGCCAUGGGACACCUCACCUCAUUCCUCCACAUUUCCAACAAGUUAGCCGAGAGAGGCCACAUAAUCUCCUUCUACAUACCAACCAAAACGCAGUCCAAAUUACUGUCGUUCAACCUCCACCCACACCUCAUCUCCUUCAUCCCCAUAAACGUGCCUCACGUCGAAGGCCUCCCUCCCGGUUCUGAAACUACUUCUGACGUUCCUUUCCAUCUACUGCCCUUUCUCAUGACCGCCAUGGAUCUCACUCGUCCCCAACUCGAACUUUCCCUUCAAAACCUCAAACCCCAAUUCAUCUUCUUCGAUUUCACUCAUUGGGUACCUCAAACGGCAUGUCGUUUUGGGAUUAGGUCCAUCUGUUACGUAACCGUUAGCCCUGCAACACUCUGCUUCCUGAUCAGUUCAGACAGAGAAUUGAGCGAAGUUAAUCCCUUAACGGAAGCCGAUUUAUUAGAGCCUAAACCCGGUUUCCCAUCAUCGUACAUUAAAUUUAAGUCUCACGAAGCUCGGAAUCUGGUUAAAUUAACAGAAAAUGAAUUCGGGAGUGGCAUCUCAUUCCAUAAACGACAGCAAAUCUCGUUAAACGACAGCGAUGCUAUCGCCUUCAAAACCUCCAGAGAGAUGGAAGGAAUCUACUCCGAUUAUGUAGCCGAAAAGUGGGGGAAGACAGUUAUUCUGGCGGGCCCGGUCGUUCCUGAAAAACCGAAAUCGGUAUUGGAAGGUGAAACGGCGGCUUUUCUUUCUAAAUUCGAGAAGGGAAGUGUGGUGUACUGCGCCUUCGGAAGCGAAUGUGUUUUGGCGAAGGAGCAAUUCCAAGAACUUGUUUUGGGUCUUGAGUUAACAAAUAGACCGUUCUUAGUGGCGCUGAAACCUCCAAUUGGGUUCGAAACAGUUGAUUCAGCUUUGCCAGAUGGGUUCAAGAGGAGAGUUGGGAGUAGAGGGAUGGUCCAUGGUGGUUGGGUCCAGCAGCAUCUGAUACUGAGCCAUGGCUCGGUUGGGUGCUUUGUUACUCAUUGUGGUUCUGGGUCUUUACUUGAGGCUAUGGUGAAUGAGUGUCAAAUGGUUUUGGUCCCAAAUGUUGGAGAUCAGUUUAUUAAUGCGAGGAUUAUGAGUAAAGAUCUUAAAGUUGGAGUUGAGGUUGAAAAAGGAGAUGAAGAUGGGUUGUUUACAAAAGAAGGUGUUUGUACUGCUGUGGAGGCUGUGAUGGAUAAGGACAGCCGCGUGGGCGAGGAAGUGAGGGCAAAUCAUAAGAAAUGGAGAGAUUUUCUAUUGAGUGAAGGGCUUGAGGACUCUUAUAUUGAUGCCUUUAUCAACAAACUCUACGGUCUCAUCAGUACCUAGCAAGUAUUCAAAUUUGUAGGAACCCCAGAACUAGAACUACUGGCCUGCUCUGCUGGAAUAUUUCUUUUCAAGUUAAUUUUGUCUCAAAAUCUAUAUGUACUUUUAAAACCCUACGUACCUUUUUUUUUUUUUUUUUUUUUUGCCUGUUUCUAUCAUAUAAUAACUAAUGGAUUUUCAUAUUAAUCCUUUUGAGCCCGAUUUCAUUAUGUUAAUGAAUGUUUUUUUAAAAGUUA